AUGGCAGGUUGUGCAGGGGGAGUUGGAGGGCUGGAUUGAUUGAGCGUGAGACGUAUUUCCAGGGCUGUUGAUACAAUAAAGGUGAGUCGGGUUUUAUUGAUGUUAAACUGCAGUUUAGUUUGGGAUAAAGUAUCUGUCAGUGUGGGGGAGAUAACAGAUACAGGAACUAGUGAGGCGAAGUUUGUUAGAUUGGGGAGAGCAGAGAAGCCAGGAUCUCCCACUCACUACUGAACUGUCUGACUGGUAACAAUGUGUCAGCAGUUUAUAUAGUGAGCGGAAAUACCGCGCGUGGGCUACUUCCUCUGCUUCGGGUUCGAGUCUUCUGAUGGUGAGUUAGAACUAUGGCCUUUAUACCAUUUAUAGCCUGAGUGCAUGUUAUGCCCAGAGGCGGCCUGAGUGCAUGUUAUGCGGACAGAGAAGGGAGAGGCUGCUGUUUAAAGAAUGAAAUGAGAGCCUGAGCCGGGGAGAGCAAUGCGAGCAGGGCUGGCCUUAGGCCUUUAGGUGCCCUGUGCGUAAAAUCUUCACAGCGCCCCCCGUCAUCCAUGUAUGAUGUAAUGUUUGUGUUGUCUGUGUAUGUGAUAGUAGGUGUGAUGACUGUGUGUGAUUAUAUAUGCUAUAUGUUGGCUGUGUGUGAUAUUUGUAAUACAUAGAAACAUAGAAUGUGACGGCAGAUAAGAACCAUUCGGCCCAUCUAGUCUGCCCAAUUUUCUAAAAACUUUCAUUAGUCCCUAGCCUUAUCUUAUAGUUAGGAUAGCCUUAUGCCUAUCCCAUGCAUGCUUAAACUCCUUUACUGUGUUAACCUCUACCACUUCAGCUGGAAGGCUAUUCCAUGCAUCCACUACCCUCUCAGUAAAGUAAUACUUCCUGAUAUUAUUUUUAAACCUUUGUCCCUCUAAUUUAAGACUAUGUCCUCUUGUUGUGGUAGUUUUUCUUCUUUUAAAUAUAGUCUCCUCCUAAUGGGUGUAUUAACAGUAUGCGAUAUGCGUGUAUUGGUUGUAUGUGAUAUUUGUGUAGGGUUUAUUGGCUGUGUGUGAUGGUUAUUUAAUUCAGAUAAAAAAUAGGCGGUCAUGCGCAGGCGGUCACGCGCGUGCAGACUGUCACUCACACAGUUACCUGUGGAGUUCAUUGUGGAGGCAGUGCAGCUCCUGGAGACUGGUUGUUGGGGAAGCAGGGACUCCUUCCUGUUUCCCCUGCAGCAGUUAUCCGCCCCCGCCACAAAUUAUUAUUUAUUUAUUUUUUUUAAAUAUUUGACCUUGUGUGAGCUGCUUCCUGGCGCCCUGUGCGACCGCACAGCUCGCACACCCCUGAAUGCGAGAUACUGAGCCGGGGAGAGCAAGGGGCUGCAGGUGGAUCAGCACUGCUCCAUCCAGACAGGGAAUCGGGAAGCAGACAAAUACAGGUAGAUACUGAAGCCCCCUGGUGGACAGCAAGGUAGAGGACCUGACUGGGAUGCUGGAGCUGUGAGUUAAAAUCCAGCCAGGUCUCUUAAAAGGGUAGCCACGCCUUGCUGUCUGCAGGGUUCAGGUUGCACCAAGACAAGGGGUGACCUCCGGGCGCCAACAGACAGGGCUUCAACUAGGGCAGGGCUGUCCAACCUGCGGCCUCCAGAUGUUGCUGAACUACAACUCCCAUGAUUCCCUUGCUAUCUGUUUCAUUGAAAUGAUCAUGGGAGUUGUAGUUCAGCAACAUCUGGGGGACCGCAGGUUAGACAGGCCUGAACUAGGAGAUCUAGUUCAGGCUCAGACAGGGAAUCCGUAUCAAUAUAUAUCAGUAUAUAUUAUCCAAUGCAACUUUGACUGUAUUAUAUCUAUUCUAUGAGUACAAUAUGUAAUGUAUUUGAUAUUUUACUUAAAGUAUGUGCGCUCCCUCUUUUUUCCUUUCUGUACACCUCUACACAAUCUGCUAAAAUGUUAAUAAAAUUGUAUUUAACAAAAAUAACAUUACAAUUUUAUUUUUUAGAACGUUUUAUUAGAAAAUAGUUUCCCUAAAGCAGACUCUGAGAAGCAGUUGUCAAACACUAUACGGUAAGCUGAAUACGUUUUAUUAUAUUUGUGUCUGUGUAAUGCACUCAUACAUAGGUGUGUUUUUGUGUAUGUAUACAUAUUUGUGGUCGGUGACAAAAGACUUGAUCUAUACCAGUAAUAGCAAGUAGGUAGUGGUGUGCUGAAACAGACGAGCAGGUAGGCCUGAAAAUUUGGGCAAAAAUAAUUAAUACUGCCUAAUCUCAGAACAAAAUAAUUAGCAAAACCCACCCCCAAUUAUUAGGCCUGACUUGUAGAAACUUAGAAUGUGACCGCAGAUAAGAACCAUUCGGCCCAUCUACUCUGCCCAAUAUUUUGAAAAACUUUUAAUUAGUCCCUGGCCUUAUCUUAAAGGAACACUAUAGUCACCUAAAUUACUUUAGCUAAAUAAAGCAGUUUUAGUGUAUAGAUCAUUCCCCUGCAAUUUCACUGCUCAAUUCACUGUCAUUUAGGAGUUAAAUCACUUUGUUUCUGUUUAUGCAGCCCACACCUCCCCUGGCUAUGAUUGACAGAGCCUGCAUGGAAAAAAAAACUGGUUUCACUUUCAAACAGAUGUAAUUUACCUUAAAUAAUUGUAUCUCAAUCUCUAAAUUGAACUUUAAUCGCAUACAGGAGGCUCUUGCAGGGUCUAGCACGCUAUUAACAUAGCAGGGGAUAAGAAAAUCUUAAUUAAACAGAACUUGCAAUAAAGAGAGCCUAAAUAGGGUUCUCUUUACUGGAGGGUUCAGAGAAGGGCUACUAAACUGGUUCAUGGAUUGCGGAAAAAAACUUACCAGGAAAGGUUAAAGGAUCUUAACAUGUAUAGCUUGGAGGAAAGACGAGACAGGGGGGAUAUGAUAGAAACAUUUAAAUAUAUAAAGGGAAUCAACACAGUAAAGGAGGAGACUAUAUUUAAAAGAAGAAAAACUACCACAAGAAGAGGACAUAGUCUUAAAUUAGAGGGACAAAGGAUUAAAAAUAAUAUCAGGAAGUAUUACUUUACUGAGAGGGUAGUGGAUGCAUGGAAUAGCCUUCCAGUUGAAGUGGUAGAGGUUAACACAGUAAAGGAGUUUAAGCAUGCAUGGGAUAGGCAUAAGGCUAUCCUAACUAUAAGAUAAGGCUAGGUACUAAUGAAAGUAUUUAGAAAAUUUGGCAGACUAGAUGAGCCGAAUGGUUCUUAUUUGCCGUCACAUUCUAUGUUUCUAAGUGUUUAUGGAAGGCUGUGCAAGUUACAUGCAGGGAGGUGUGACUAGGUUCAUAAACAAAGGGAUUUAACUCCUAAAUGGCAGAGGAUUGAGCAGUGAGGCUGCAGGGGCAUGUUCUAUACACCAAAACUGCUUCAUAAAGCUAAAGUUGUUGAGGUGACUAUAGUGUCCCUUUAAGUCUAGGAUAGGCUUAUGCCUAUCCCACACAUGCUUAAACUCCCUCACUGUGUUAACCUCUACCACUUCAGCUGGAAAGCUAUUCCAGGCAUCCACUACCCUCUCAGUAAAGUAAUACUUCCUGAUAUUAUUUUUAAACUUUGCCCCUCUAAUUUAGACUGUCCUCGUGUUGUGGUAGUUUUUCUUCUUUUAAAUAUAGUCUCCUCUCUUACUGUGUUGAUUCCUUUUAUGUAUUUAAAUGUUUCUAUCAUAGCCCCCCCCCCCGUCUCGUCUUUCCUCCAUCCUUCAAUCUUUUAACCUUUCCUGGUAAGCUUUAUCCUGAAAUCCAUGAACCAGCUUAGUAGCCAUUCUCUGAACUCUUUCUAGAGUGUCAAUAUCCUUAACCCCUUCAGGACACAUGACGGAAAUAUUCUGUCAUGAUUCCCUUUUAUUUCUGAAACUGUGUCUUUAAGGGGUUAAUUGAUUCAGCAACUAUUACAAAGCACAGAAAUCUUUCUAAAUUGCUAGGAAGGUAAAUAUUAACACCUUUAAGACCAGAGGGCGUACUAUUACGCCCUAUUUUAAGCGGCUCUAAACGCCGCUGGACAUAAUAGUACGCCCUCCGUUUUUUUUUUUUUUACUUACCAGGUCGCCAGUGAUCCCAUGCCGGCGAUCGUGGUUGGGGGGACUCCCAGGGAGCCCCCCGCGGCACAUCCGACCUCCUGCAGCUCGGGAGACUUCGCUGAACUCAAAUAUUAGUGUUUCAAAACAGUAAAAUGUAUUACAACGAUGAUCUCGCCAGUAAAAGUGAAAUUUUUUGCAUUUUUCACGCACAAACAGCACUUACACGGACGAUAUUAUUGCUGUGAUACGUUUUACUGUUUUGAAACACAAAAAUUUGUGUUCAGCGAAGUCUCCCGUGUACAACAGUACCCCUCAUGUACAGGUUUUAUGGAGUUUUCAAAAGUUACAGCAUCAAAUAUAAGGCUUGUGUUUCAUUUUUUUUCACAUUUAAAUUCGCCAGAUUGGUUACGUUGCAUUUGAGACCCUAUGAUGGCCUACCAUUUGCAAUAGUAGACAACCCAAGGUAUUGCAAACGGGGUAUGUCCAGUCUUUUUUACUAGACACUUAGUCACAAACACCAAUCAUGAAAUAAUUUAAGAACAAACAAUAUAAAAAUAAAGAUAAAAAUAAUAGAAGUGGGGAGGGGGGGGGGCGGAGCCGACCGCGUGCCAACAUGUACGCUUGCUAGCUGAGCUCCAUCGGAGAGACCAGGCAAUCCCUGAUCAUCUGGCAAACGGACCAAAAUCUUGCGCCCUUACAAAAUACUGUAGGGAUGGCGACGGAAUACCCUCUGGAGCUAACCUCUUCCCCUUCCAGCCCGGCCACGUCUGAGAGCUCAUCACUGGCACCGGAUCAAGAUCUCCGGGAGAUUCUAAAAAACCUUCCAUCUAAACAGGACCUGGCGACAAUGCUGCACAGACUAGAGGUGUCUUUCCAAAAAAAUAUGGACGACCUCUCAGCCGAGGUGAAACAGGUGGGAGACAGGGUGAACACCCUAGAAGAUAACCAAGAUCAUACAGCAAUGCAACUUUCACAGUUGCAACAAUCAGUGGCAGCACAAAAUGCUCAAAUGGCUUACAUGUAUCGUGCAAUAGAUGACCUCAACAACCAAGGGCGCCGAAAUAAUCUGCGCAUAAAAGGCCUCCCAGAAGGAGAAUCUGCCAAUUACACUCCAGAAGCUUUUCAAUCUUAUCCUCCACAAAGAGGCGACGGAACCUAUCCUCCUAGACAGAGCUCAUAGGGCUCUCAGAUCAAGGGGCCCAGCAGCAGAAGCUCCUAGGGAUGUCAUCUGCCGUAUCCACUACUAUGGAGUAAAAGAGGCUAUUCUCCAUGAGAUAUGACAAACUACCAAACCCCUCCUAUAUAGAGGCACUCAAAUCCAAAUAUACCCAGAUCUCUCUUUGACACUCCAGGCCAGAAGUGUAAUGAAACCAUUAACAGAUUUACUACAUACAAGGAAUAUCCGGUACCGUUGGGGGUUCCCUCUGUCCCUUACGGCUACGCACAACGGGACCACCGCAACCAUAUCUUCUGUCAACGAUGUGGCAACAUUCACUUCAACCCUCAACCUCCCCAACAUAGAAUUAACAGACUGGUACAGCCCAGUGCAAAUUCCACCAAACCAGCCCAGACCACAGAGAACAAGAUGGCAAACACCCUCGAAAAGGCACUGCAAUGAGACACCGCAUUUGAUGGGAGGCCUCCCAUCCCGGUCCGACCGGUCCCCGCGCUAAACGGAAACGCCAGGAGCUCCAUCCCUUGCAACCUGGGUCUCCACAUACGGACUGACAAUGCUUGUACUUAGAAGAGAAAGGGACACCUCUUCACCAACGGACUCAACCGGUUAGGGAGGUUGCAUUAGCAGAGAGGCUACACAGACUCUCCUCCUGACCCAAAUAGCAAUCAAGAUCCAAGCAUUACCUGGAACCUUCCCCCCCCCCCAUCUCAAUUUCCUUACCUACAAACCUCCGUCAGACACCAGAAGCAGCAGAUGCCGACCAUCCAACCAAAGAGCGAAGUGUAUCACCUCUAGGCAGAUGGGCACACUCUAUGCAGCAAAACUACUGCACCAUAUAUUAAGACUCUGAAGGAAAACAUAAGCAUCACAUCUAAACCAUGAACUGAUAAGGUCUGAUACUAGUGAGAUGGGGCAGCAAACCAUAGAACUCAGUACCACAGGGCAGACCUGGACAGACUCUAACCAGGGCAUUGCUGGUAUUAAACUCACAAAUAUUGGAAGAUCGAAACCUAAAAACCAACGGAGUGGCAAAAUACCAUAAUCAUCCACCAUGCAUACCACCUAGUCUAACCUACCCACUAAUCCCCACCCUACAUUUCACCACCCUUCCUCCCCACCACCACUUGGUUCAAGUGUUUACCUGGAUGCAUAAAUUGCAUGUUCCAAUACACAGGUCACAGCAGAUAGAUAUAGACCACUUAAGAUGGCCAGUUAGGCUUGCAGGUAUAGCCAGCAUCAUGGUGGCAAAUUGAUCUCAACCCAUUCAACGUAAUUUUACAUGCUCAAAUAGUCAAUUAUAGCGGGCUGACUAAACAACAACCAUACUCGACCACUAAACAAAAAACCCAAGACCCGAUCUACCAUUAAAUUACACUCCAAAAGGAUUGCACGUCUCAUACGACACGCAAGAAAUUAAUACCUGACCCACCCCCCAAAUUCCUAGAUCACCGGGAGCAACCCCAACGGCCCUAGCGGUGCCUACUUUGUAUCCCUGGUGCUGUCAAACUUCCUAAGGGAAAGCCACCGUCAGACAGGGUCAAACUACACCCCUUAUACAAUUUCUCUCAAUUGCUCGCUUUACUAGUGCUAGGGAAAUAUUGUAUAUAGUUUAUUUGGUUACUUUUGCUCAUAUACGUGGUUGCACUACACCCGAGCAACUUUUCUAGUUAUUCCAUGGCAAACAUAAAUUUAGUAACCCUCAACAUUAGAGGUCUGAACUCCCCAGCUAAGAGAUCCCUGACCCUCACCGAAUUACAUAACUUAAGGGCAGAUAUCACAUUUCUUCAAGAAACCCACUUUAAAGCAGACCACGCCCCCACACUCAGAAAUAAACACUACCCCACAAGUUACUUAACAAUUAUGACAGAACCAAAUCCCGGGGAGCGGUCAUCCUCGUCAGUGCCAAAGUUCCAUACACACACAUCGACCAAUAAUCAGACACUAAUGGAAUACUGGUCAUGAUAAAAGGAUGAAUUGGCAACACGGUCAUGAUCUUUGCCACCCUAUAUCUCCCUAAUACUAAACAAAGCUCAUACUUAUUCAAAUCUCUAACAAAGAUAUAAGGCUUCUCAGAAGGCAUAUUCAUUAUGGGAGGAGAUCUUAAUUUAUCACUGGACUCAGACACCACCUUCAGGUCCACUAAUUACAACUCAACCACCCGAUACAGAAUUGCACAAAUACUAGACAAAGCACUUCUCUUUGACGGCUGGAUAGUCAUGCAUCCUCAGGCAAGCGACUACUCUUACUUCUCAGCGAUCCAACACACUUACUCCAGGCUCGAUAUGCUAUUUCUUCAACACGGACGCCUCCACCUCAUUCAAACCUGCCACUAUGACCCCAUCACCUGGUCAGACCACUGUCCCCUCUCCAUGACCCUACAAGUCCCUACCCUAGUACCCACACAAGCCCAGUGGAGGCUCAAUGACACCCUGCUUAACAAUCCCUCCAAUGUCACACUUUUGACCGACACUCUAAAUCAAUAUUUUGAAAACAACUCAAUGCCCUCUAUCUCUCCCACAAUAGACUGGGAAGUUUACAAGGCCGUACUAGCGCUAGCGUCUAAACAAAAAAAAACAGGUCACCACUCUUACAAAUGACAUACGUCGUUUGGAACACUAUUACAAGCAAAAUACAUCCCUAGCCCUAUACAAACAAUUAAUUGACAAACGCACAUCUCUCCAGACCCUACUAAAUGUUAAGGUUAAGCAGACAUUACUAAACACUCAUACUACACACAAAGAGGCAAAUGUGGGCAAUUGCUGGCCAAAGCUAUACAAAUCAGCAGACAACAAACAUUCAUAGCCAAAAUCAAAAAGUCCUCUGGGGAGGUGACCAACCUCUUACCAGACAUACUUAAGGAAUUCCAUUUCUUUUAUUCCAAUCUAUACAACCUACGACCACUUCCACCAUCUACUGAUGAUAUACACCGGUUUCUAUCCAACCGGAUUACACAGCCCAUACCCCCAAAUGUUAAACAAGCGUUUGACAUGCUACUUACACAAAAGGAAUUCACAAUGGCCGUCAGGCACUUCCCAGCGGGCAAAAGCACGGGCCGGGUGGCUUUACAGCCAAAUAUUUCAAAAUCUUCUCCGCAUCCCUCAAGGAGCCCUUUGUGGCUGCUUUCAACUCAAUAACUGGUUGCACUAUACUAAAAGAGGCACUCGAAGCACAUAACACUUAUCCCCAAGCCAGGCAGAGAUCCAAUAGAAUGUGGAAACUAUCGACCUAUCUCUUUAAUGUAGAUCUAAAAAUCUUCAUAAAGAUCCUGGCAAACCGCCUUAGACCUCUGCCGCAUGGGCUGAUCCACCCUGAUCAGGCCGGGUUUGUGCCUGGUAGGGAAGCCAGAAAGAACACCACAAAAUGACUCCGUCUCUUGCACCUUUCGGGCGGGGGACGGACCCAGAGCCUCAUUCUCACCAUUGACACUAAGAAAGCGUUCGAAGGGGUGGAUUGAUCCCUGCUAAAGGAGACAAUGAGAGCCAUGGGCUUUGACCAGAACUGGCUAUAGUGGCUUUCAGCUCCACUCCACCCCAGGAGCGAAAAUACGCAUCAAUGGCAAGUUGUCAAACACGGUGCAAAUAACAAAUGGCACGAGACAGGGAUGCCCCCUCUUCAUACUAACAAUGGAACCCUUUUUGCCGGGGAUUAGGGACAACCCUGGCAUUCAAGGCAUACAAGUAGAUGGCUAAGAAUACAAGGUAUCUGCCUUUUGCAGAUGAACUCCUCUUCACACUCACGAACCCCAUAACCUCGCUCCCUUACCUACUCAAAGAGAGAGACACAUAUAAUAAAAUAUCCAGCUUCAAAGUAAAUGUUAAUAAAAGUGAAAUCCUACCCUUGCAACUAACAGACUCUGCCCGAAUUUCACUUCAAAAAACGUACCCUUUCAAGUGGCCACUGGAGUCGGUUAAAUACAUAGGAGUGAAACUCACAUCAUCUAUGGCGCGAACCUACGACCUCAACUUUCCACCUUUACUCUCCACCAUAGCGAAUCGGGCACUACAUUCAAUCUAAACCACACCUACUACUUGGAAGCAGACAACUCACGACCUUUGAAACAAUUUGCAGUCAGCACACACUACGAAGAAAACACCUCUCCACAUUCUACAAACUCCUACAAAAGAGGUUGGAGGACAUUCUACCAGAUUUCACUAAAUCCUGGGCAGAGGAACUAGACAUCACAAUACAAUCCAAGGGGUGGAAGCAAAUAUUCUCUAAUAUCUUUCAUUCCUCCAAAAGCAAUGCCACGCACGAGGGCAAUUCUAAACGAAUUGCACGUUGGCUUUACACGCCCUCAUGCAUCCAUACAUUUUUCCCUACAUCAUCUAAUUUAUGUUUGAAAUGCAAACUCACGGAGGACAGUUCUAGCCACAUAUGGUGGUCUUGUUUUAUAAUCCAAAACUACUGGAGCAAAAUAACAGACCUAAUACACAUCAUCACAGGGUAUGAGGUCCCCCUGACUCCUCAGGUACUAAUAUUCUUUAUGUACCCCAACCCAAUGGCCAGAGCACUACGUAUACUAUUAAACCACUUACUCACAGCAGCAAAUGGGCUGAUACCCACUAAAUGGAAACAAAACAAGGCACCAACCAUUAGGGAAUGGAUCGCCAAAGUAGACUCUAUUAGAAUAAUGGAAGAACUUUUCUACUCAUUCACCCACAAAUAGGACGAGUACACAGACACAUGGGCACCUUGGCUCUGCUUUCUCCAGGGGUCCACUCAACCACAAUAAUUACAUAUCUGAUACACAGGGAGUAUACAAGAAGGAAGAAAAAAUCACUACUAGAUCCCAGAUUGUAUCUAGAUGAUAAGCUAGAGCCAGCAUGUCUCAGCUGUAUAAUCCCUUUUUAUAACAAUAUUUUUAAUAUGAUUUUUAUUUUUAAAAACUCCCAAGGGACCCAAGAUUGUUAAAUGACUGACUGGUUAACCUUAGGUCAUAAUAAGAGUAAAAAUAAGAAUCCGCAAUCGAACCUGAGGACUGUUUGUAUGUAUAUUAUACACACAUUAUAUAUAUUUUACACACUGCUCAAAAAAAAUAAAGGUAACACUUAAACAACACAAUGUAACUCCAAGUCAAUCACACUUCUGUGAAAUCAAACUGUCCACUCACGAAGCAACACUGAGUGACAAUCAAUUUCACAUGCUGUUGUGCAAAUGGGAUAGACAACAGGUGAAAAUUAUAGGCAAUUAGCAAGACACCCCCAAGAAAGGAGUGUUUCUGCAGGUAGUGACCACAGAUCACUUCUCUGUUCCUAUGCCUCCUGGCUGAUGUUUUGGUCACUUUUGAAUGCUGGCGGUGCUUUCACUGUAGUGGUAGCAUGAGACGGAGUCUACAACCCACACAAGUGGCUCAGGUAGUGCAGCUCAUCCAGGAUGGCACAUCAAUACGAGCUGUGGCAAGAAGGUUUGCUGUGUCUGUCAGCGUAGUGUCCAGAGCAUGGAGGCGGUACCAGGAGACAGGCCAGUACAUCAGGAGCCGUGGAGGAUGUCUUUAGGAGGGCAACAACCCAGCAGCUGGACCGCUACUUCCGUCUUUGUGCAAGGAGGAACAGGAGGAGCACUGCCAGAGCCCUGCAAAAUGACCUCCAGCAGGCCACAAAUGUGCAUGUGUCUGCUCAAAUGGUCAGAAACAGACUCCAUGAGGGUGGUAUGAAGGCCCGACGUCCACAGGUGUGCUCACCAGAGGUAGCCUGACUGCCAUUGGGUACCGAGAUGAGUUCCUCAGACCCCGUGUGAGACCAGCUGCUGGUGCGGUUGGCCCUGGGUUCCUCUUAAUGCAAGACAAUGCUAGACCUCAUGUGGAUGGAGUGUCAGCAGUUGCUGCAAGACAAAGGCACUGAUACUAUGGACUGGCCCGCCCAUUCCCCAGACCAAAAUCCAAUUGAGCACAUCUGGGAUAUCAUGUCUCGCUCCAUCCACCAAUGUCUCAUUGCAUCACAGACUGUCCAGGAGUUGGCAGAUGCUUUAGUCCAGGUCUGGGAGGAAAUUCCUCAGGAGACCAUCCGCCACCUCAUCAGGAGCAUGCACAGGCGUUGUAGGGAGGUCAUACAGGCACGUGGAGGUCACACACACUACUGAGCCUCAUUUUAACUUGUUUUAAGGACAUUACAUCAAACUUGGAUCAGCCUGUAAAGUGUUUUUUCACUUUCAUUUUGAGUGUGACUCCAAAUCCAGACCUCCAUGGGUUGAAAAAUUAGAUUUUCUUUUUUUUGUGUGUAAUUUUGUUGUCCGCACAUUCAACUGUGUAAAGAACAAAGUGUAACGGAUCGCCUGGCACCCCGACUGGGUACCUCCGUUAAAGGAUGCUCCUAGCACUUCCUGAGGACUCCAAGCACUGCAGCAGACACCAAAAUCACCGAACCAGAGAAGCGUAUACCUUCUCUCAAGCAUAUGAAUGCUGUAGACAGUUGAAUAGGAACCAUACGAAUAGGUUUACUCUCCUAGCAGUCAAACUGGAACAGCAUACAAUAAAUCCUUCCCCCAAUAAUGAGACGACACUUCACUUUGAGGGUUAAAACAGGAACUCAAGUGCUGGCACACCCAGCCUGGUUUUUAUUACAAUCCACAAAACAUAGUACAGCCCACAGGGCGUUACAAAACAACCAAUCAAUCCGUACAAUACACCCAGACACUCCCACACAAAAUCCUCCCCUCUGCAGGUGAUAUGAUUACUGAACACAAUGGGUAAUCUCAUUAUCACCGGCAGAGGAAUACAGUUUUUAUACAAUAUUUAUAACUUCUAAAAUAUACAUGUCACAAACAUAAAACAUACAUUUUCAUAAUCAGUCCAUUCAGGGGAACAACAUAUUAAAAAAUGGCACGAAUCAGACCAGGGGUUCAAAAGUUAAGGGAAAGUCCUUUGUGACUAAAUGAAGCAUGGCUUUCUGGCCCAAACCAGUUUCAGAGUCUUCUAUCCUGGAGAGUAAUUCAAUUAUCUCCCAGGAUAGACACAAGACUCCAUUAAGCACAUGGUUGCAAAAGACACAAAACACUUUAAAAUACAUAAAGUCACAUUUACACAUAACACACAGACAUUUCACAUAUCCCCAGAUAGCUGGGAUCUGAGUGCACAUUAUUAGAUGAAUGGCACUCAGAUCACACAAAUAAGCCUUUCUGCAGGGGAAAUAAACGGUUUAACCUGCAGGGCCAUAGUCCAAAGGGAGCAGGCGAGCAACCAGGCUUCUCCAGUUCACAGUGGCGAGGUUGGUUUCGCCACACAAAGUAUUUCAGAAGAAUAUUUAAUUCAUUCUGAUCUAGGAUGUGUUAUUUUUGUGUUACCUUUAUUUUUUUGAGCAGUGUAUAUAUACAUAUAAGGGAUGGCCGCAGGCUCCAGGGUGAUUUGCCAAUAUCCUUUGCACAAAUCCAGGGUAGUGAGGUAAUUACACCUCCAGCCAUCCUAUUUAGGAGCUAGUCUAUCCUAGACAUGGGGUAAGCGUUAUGGUCCUGUCAUUGAGUUUCUGGUAGUCAAUACAGAAGCGAGUCGUACCGUCUCGCUUGGGUUACCAGCACUACCGACGAAGCCCAAGGACUCUGCAAUGGCUCUAUAACUCCUAGUUUGAGCAUCUCUUGGAGUUCUGCCAGCAUGUUGUCUCUAACCUCCGCAGUUAUACGGUAGGGUUGUUGCCUGAGCGGGGUUUCCCCUUGGGUCUUGACUCGAUGGACCACAGCAGAGGUGUACCCGGGUAGGGCAAAGAACAUGUCCCUGUAUUCCUGGAGCACUCUUUUCCUGGGGGUUUAACCCCUAGCUGCACCUGCUCUAUCGUGUUGGGGCCGGCAGCGAGUAAGUUCGGUAGGGGGAUGCCCUCACUAUCCUCACAAGCAGGGGCACAUACGGCCGCUAUAUCCCCUAUACACUCAAAAUAAGGCUUCAGUAUAUUCACAUGAAAGGCUCUCUGAAUCCUUUCAUCUAAACCUUUUGCUGACUAUAUACAUGGUGUCACUAGUUGUCUCCACUACCUUGAAUAUUCUCUGCCAGGCGGGCUGAAGCUUGUCUUUCUUAGAGGGCUUCAGAGCCAUUACUCGCUGUCUUAUUUCGAAGACCCUAUCUCGGGCACCACUAUCGUACCAUCUUUUCUGGCGCUUCUGGGUCGCCUGCAGGUUCUCCCGAACUGAUUCGGUGAGAGUCUUCAAGCGGUCCCUAAACUCCAGAACAUACUGUACAAUAGGGACUUCCCCCCCCCCCCUUCUGUGUUGCCAUCCCAGUGCUUCCGUAUGAGAUACAGUGGUCCCUGGACUUUUCUCCCAUAAAGGAAUUUCAAUGGGGGAGAACCCUGUAGAUGCCUGGAGCACCUCCCGGUAGGCAAACAGGAGGUGGGGAAGGAACCUCUCCCAGUGUGGACAGAACGCUGUGAAUGUUCUAAGCAUUUGUUUGAGCGUGGCGUUAAAACGUUCGCAUAGUCCAUUGGUCUGGGGAUGGUAGGGAAAGCUGAACAAGGAUUUCACGCCGCAACGCUGCCAUAAUUGUUGGGUCACAAUUGCGGUGAACUGUGUCCCUCUGUCAGAAAAAAUCUCCAUGGGGAAGCCUACCCGAGUAAAGAUUUUCACUAAGGGUUCUGCCAAUGUCUCUGCCUCUAUAUUGGAAAGGGCUACUGCCUCAGGGUAUCUAGUAGCAUAGUGAUAAAACACACAAGAAAUGUUAUGGAGCUGAAUUUAAAACUAUAAUAUAUACUAAUAAGCAGCAUUAUAUAUUGGGAAAAAGCUCAAUCACCAAAUUAGAACAAUGUAAGAAUAAAGUGCGCUGUGCCUUUAAGACUCAAAAUAUUUAUAAACCGUGAAAACUUGUGCAAUAUUGUGUAAAGUGAUCAAGUGCAUCAAUGUGCAACUCACUUAAACAUUAUAUAUAUAUAUAUAUAUAUAUAUGCAAAUUGUGCAAACAAAAUAUUUCUUUGUGCAAUACUUAGCUUUCCCAAUUAUGGAAUAUGCUUUAGGGCUUCUGUCAGCAAUCAAUAUAUGUCUCAAAAAAAGUAGGGAUCGACCAAUUAUCGGUCUGGCCGAUAUUAUCGGCCGAUAUUUGGUAUUUUCGGCAAUAUCGGUAUCGGCCAAUUCAGAUCCCGAUAUUGCCGAUAAUAUAUAACAGGACCGCCGGACCCAUUACAAGCCCAGCGGUCCUGUGGGGGCCAGCAGCAAGCGCUGACUUACCUUGCAUGCAGCUCCUACAGCUCUCUGUGUAAAUCUCGCGAGACCCGCGGCCGCAGAGCGUUGCCACGGGUUACCAUGGCAACGCUCCGCGCGGCACUAAGAGCCGCGAGAUUUACACAGGGAGCUGUAGCAGCUGCUUGCAAGGUAAGUCAGUGCUUGCUGCUGCUGAGUCACCACUGUACUUAACAAGCCACUGGACCACCAGGGAAUACUAUAUCCCCCUCCCUGGUAAGAAGCAGGGAGGGGGGACUAAACAAAAAAUAAAAAAACAUUUAAAUAUUAAAAAAAAUAUUAAAAUAAAAAAUUACACAAAUUACAUCACUACACAAACACACACACACACAAACACACACAAACACACACAAACACAUACUGCAUUACAUACACACUACACAAACACACACUGGGGGGGGACUAAACAAAAAAAAACAUUUAAAUAUUAAAAAAAAUAUUAAAAUAAAAAAUGACACAAAUUACAUCACUACACACACACUACACAAACACACUGCACACAUACUGCAUUACAUACACACACACUGCAUUACAUACACACUACACAGGCACACACACUGCAUUACAUACACACACUACACAGACAGACACUACACUACUAGCCUAUUUAAGGGUAUUUAUUUUUAUACACUUUCCCUUACAUAUAAACUCUGAAUUUGAUGUGCUUUAUGUGUUAAGGAUACUUUAUAUUAAUACUCUGUAAUCUUGAUCAUGGAUCUUUAAUUGAUAAUGGAAAUAACCUACUUAAGGGCAUCUCUUUAUACACACUUUCUUCUAUAUAUGAAAACUCUUUGAACUUGAAGCGCUUUAUGUGUUAAGGAUACUUAAUAUUAAUAAUACUCUGUGAUUUUUGAUCAAGGAUUUCUAAUUGAUAAUGGAAAUUUCUGUACUCGUAUACUCUGGUCUUAUCUUUGUACUGUAUUUAUGUUGUAUGUGUAUUUUAUGUCCUCUAUACACUUGGAUGUUAUGUCAGUAUCCAUAAAAAAAUAAUGUAUACAUUUCUUUUUCAAAGCUUGUUCAUUAUUGGCAAUUAAGUAUUAGACUGUCUUUCUAAUUAAUGUAAUUAACAAACUAUUGUUAAGUAAUAUACUACUUCCAGCUGUUAAACUACUUGCUUAGGAUACUGAUUCACAUGUUUAUUUUAUAAUUGUGAUUGUUUAAAGUUUGUUACAUACAUCAAUUUUACAAUAUAUAUGUCAGCUUGACAAAGACCUUUUGGGGUCGAAACGUUACUGUUGUGGUUCCUAAUAAAGUGCCUGUCUUGAACCAAGGAGUGCCUGGACCUCUUUUACUCUUACCCAGUCUCUGACUUCCGUGGAGGUGUGGUCGUAGAACUGUUCCAAGCAUAGAAUUUGUACCGCAUCCUCCAAUAACGUGGCCUGGCAGCCCUGCAUCCAAUUUUUGGCAGCCCGGUGUAUACGGAAUGCCCAUUCGGUAAAGGAAUCCUUUCCUGAGGCCCUGGAAUUUCCUCCGGUACACCUCUGGUGUGACUGUAAAUCUGGCCAAUAAAUUUCUUUGAUUUUUCCUAUAAUUUUGUAUGUCCUCAUCAGGUGCUGCCCAGUAAGCUUCCGCUGCCCGUCCUGAGAGCUUGCUGCUGAGAACCGCAGCCCAAUUAUCGGUUUCCAGUCCUUCCAAAGUACACUGACGCUCAAAGUCCUGUAGGCUAUUAUCGAUGUACAUUUCUCCAUCAAUAAAUGCUUUGAAGGCUGCAUAGUUUACCUUCCGUGGGCGCCCGUUUAUAUAUCCUGGGGAGGUUAGCGUAUCCCCUUGCAGCUAUCCUGCUCUUGAUUCCCGAGCUAUCUGCGAGUCUUUGGCAUGUGUUACGAUUUGUACCACUGCUUCUUGUGAUGGAUUGGGCCCCAAUGAACUUACCAUCCAUCUCACCUCCUUUUGUAAUUUUUCCUCUGGUUGCUCUCCUGCCAUGUUGCUGGCUCUGGUUGUAAUAACUCUGCAAUUAGCGUGGCUUUCUUCUCAUUACUUGCCGCUAUGCCUCGAGUUUCCUGCAGGUCUUUUAACGUAGUUUGCUGUAGUAACUCACACAGCUGAGCCAUUCACCUUUCCUCCAGUUCGGGACGCCCAUUCGGGAUACAAAUCCCUCUGGUUGCCACCAAUUGUAUCGGACACUGAUGUGGUCGAAAUCGGUUUGUUUGUUUCCACCUGAACUGCUAUGAGCAUGAGUGAAUAUAGCUCGCAGUUCGGGUGUCCGUUCGUCUCUUUCUCUUUCCUAUCAGGUACAGCUUUCUAAAGCAGAUUCUCCCAAUGAUGUGAACAGGUACCCAAACAUCAGCCAAAACUUGAUGAAGUAACAAGACUGAAGCUUUAUUGGUGCCACACUGGCUUUUAUACAAUUCCCCAUGCAAGGGGCACUCCCUUUUGGACCGUGUGGGGGACAGGGACACAAAGAGUACAGCCAAUAACAAUGCAGUGACAAAUUGUGACAGUCCACUACAAACAAGCAAUUCCCUCCUCUCUGCCUGGAGAUAAUGGAGUCAGAUAAAGUAAGACAUUAAUUAUUUCCAGGUAGAAAAAAACAUUAUUUUCACAAAACUUUAAUAGUACCCCAAAACAUACAAUAUCCCCAUAAAUGUCAUAUCCCCUGAAAGCCUUGAUCUGGGUGACCAACAUAUCCAGAAAUCACCCAGAUCAAUUCAGGGGUUUUCGAAUUUCAUGGAAGUCCAAUAUAAGUAGCGAAGGAGAGAAACACUGUCCCAUGCUAGGAUAAAUUAAAACAUAACUUUUAAUGUUAGACAAGAUAAAUAAAAUAGAUAAACCUAAUUGUAUAAUAAGGGAUAAAGAAGAGAGGAUAUAUAUGAUAAAAAAUAAUAUUAAACCAAUAGAAACAAUGUCCUUGAUCAACAAAUUACUUGCUCUCUCUCCGUUAGGUAGUUGUUCCCUGAGAUGAUCGGUCUCCUAGGGGGUACAGUCAUAUUUUUAUGCAAUUUAGGUAAACAGUAUAGAGUAGCUAUUGUUGGAUGUUUAUGGGGCAGUAGAUACUUACACUCGUCAGAAUUGAUUAUUUGUUGUUCUAGUGGUUUAGUUAGAAGAUCUACCAGUUCCCUUAUGUAGCUGUAGGAUCAGAUAGGAAGACACUAACAUUUUUAGUGAAUGAAGGGCUUUCCUCUCACUGUGAGUAAGAUUGUUGGUGGAUGGAUGUUCAAAAUGACUAUUUUCUAGUUCACUAGUAGUCAUUUCUACGAAAAGUUGAGCAUGUGGGGUAUCCUUCAGGUUAGGAGUAAACCAACUUUGAGGUUUUAAAUUGGUCAAGGGUUUAGUGGGACUUUGUUCAUCCAAUAGAUGGGUAAAUACUUUGAACACUUCAUAAUCCCCAACAGAUAGACCAAGUUCUUUAGCGGGUUGGAAAUCUUUUUUAGAGUGCAUUAAGUUAAGGGCCAAUUUCCUGCCAAAGAGGUUUAUGUCCUUGGACCAAUUGAAUUUAUUGUAACUUGGAGUUGGUAUGUAUGAAAGACCUUUUAUUAACCCCUUAAGACCGGAGGGCGUACUAUUACGCCCUAUUUUAGGUGGCUCUAAACACCACCGGGUGUAAUAGUACACCCUCCUGUCUUUCCUUACUUACCCGGUAGCCAGAGGACCCACGCUGGCGAUUGCGGUGGGGUGGACGCCCAGGGAGCCCCCCUGCGGCAGACCCUCCUCCUCCUUCGGUCCCCCCCGGCCAUGCGGAGUGAGGUCCUUGCGAAGACCUCACAAUCACAUGGCCGGGAUAGCCGCCUGCUGUAUUGGCAGCAGGGGGGCUGCCUUUAAUUACAGGUGGUCCCCCUGCUGGCUGGAAAUAAAAAUAAAAUAAAAUUAAUAAGUGUAAAAAAAAAAAAAAAUUAUACUUGGAUUAUAUAUAUAUAUACACACACACACACACACACACACUGUCUAAGUGUAUUUUACUAUAUAUAUAUAUAUAUAUAUAUAUAUAUAUAUAUAUAUAUAUAUAUAUAUAUAUAUAUAUAUAUAUAAUAUACUCGAGUAUAAGUCUAGUUUUUCAGCACAUUUUUUGUGCUUAAAAACCCCCACUCGACUUAUACUCUAGUCACUGUCUGUAUUAUGGCAACUUAGAGAGCCGCGGCCGUCAGAGCCAUGGCAACGAUCCCGCGGCAACCAGAUCGCGAGACUUACAGUGGAGCUGACCGGAAUGGAGGAGAAGGGAGCUGACAGGAGCUGCAGGAAAGGUAAGUAAAUGCUUCCUGCCGGCCCCCCCAUGCCACUGGACCACCAGGGAUUAAGAUAGCCCCCCUCCCUGACCAGUUAACAAGCAGGGAGGGGGGACAAAAAAAAAUUUAAAUAAUAAAAAAAUAUUAAAAUAAAAAAAUGUUUUAAAUAAUAAAAAUGCCCUCCCCCCACCCAGUUCACACACUCUGCAUUAUAUACACACGCUGCAUUAUAUACACAGUGUGUGUAUAUAAUGCAGAGUGUGUGUUUGUAUGAGUGUUUGUGUGUGUGUGUGUGUGUAUAUAUAAUGCAGAGUGUGUGUUUGUAUAAGUGUGUGUGUUUGUAUGAGUGUGUGUGUGUAUAUAAUUAUAAAAAUCACAGAAUUUCAUAGCCCCAAGUUUUACCCUCGAUUUAUCCACGAGGCAUUGCAUAUUUCACAAUUGUUGGUCACAAAACUGCACUCGACUUAUACAUGAGAUCGACUUAUACACGAGUAUAUACGGUAAUUAAAUUACACGUAGACUGAUACUGAUUAAAUGUAUAUAUAAUUGUUAUAUAUGUUUAUAUAUAAUAUAAAAAAAUUUAAUAUGUAAAUACAUUAAAUUUUUUUUUUUUAAAUAUAUAGAUGUAUUAUUUCGUUCUAACUGUAUUGUGAUAUUAAUGUAUAUUUAUAUCAAAAUACACGUAGAACACAAUAAUAUAUAUCUACAUACAUAAAUAUAUACGUAUAUAUCACUAUAUAUACCUAUAUAAAUAAAAAUAUUUAAAAAAAUUAUAUAUACACAUAUCGAUUCACAUACGUGUGUGUGUGUAUGUGUGUGUGUGUGUGUAUAUAUAUAUGUAUACACAUAUAUUAAUUCUACAUAUAUUUAUGUAAUAUUUUUACAUAAUUGGGUAUCUUAAUUAAUUACAAUUAGCGGGACCUACCUGACAACCCAUGCCAAAAGUAAAGGGAAUUUAAUUUGCUAGCACUAUGGUACUGCUCUACUCAGGAGACUUCGCUGAACACAAAUAUUAGUUUUUCAAAACCGUAAAAUGUAUUACAAUGAUGAUUUCUCCAGUAAAAGUGACGUUUUUUGCAUUUUUCAUGCACAAACAGCGGACGAUAUUAUUGCUGUGAUACCUUUUACUGUUUUGAAACACAAAUAUUUGUGUUUAGUGAAGUCUCCCGAGUACAACAGUACCACUCAUGUACAGGUUUUAUGGUGUUUUCAAAAGUUACAGUGUCAAAUAUAAGGCUUGCGUUUCAUUUUUUUCACAUUAAAAUUCGCCAGAUUGGUUACGGUGCCUUUGAGACCCUAUGGUAGCCCAAGAAUGAAAAUUACCCCUAUGAUGGCAUGCCAUUUGCAAUAGUACACAACCCAAGGUAUUGCAAACGGUAUGUCCAGUCUUUUUUAGUAGCCACUUGGUCACAAACACUGGCCAAAAUUGGCGUUUUUUGCAUUUUUCACACAAACAAAUACUAACGCUAACUUUGGCCAGUGUUUGUGACCAAAUGGCUACUAAAAAAGACUAAACAUACCCCACCUUCAAUACCUUGGGUUGUCUACUAUUGCAAAUGGUAUGCCAUUAUGGGUGUAAAUUUCAUUCCUGGGCUACUAUAAAGUCCCAAAGGCAACGUAACCAAUCUGGCGAAUUUCAAUUUCAAAUGUAACGUGCUAUAUUUGAUCCUGUAACUUCCCAAAACGCCAUAAAACCUGUACAUAGGGGGUACUGUUUUACACAUGAGACUUUGCUGAAUACAAAUAUGUGUAUUUUAUUGCAAUAGAAGCAAACAAUAUUAUGACAUUGACAGUUAAAAUGUCAUGUAGAACUAAAAAAAUCUAAAAAUCUUUUCUCCCAUUUUUUUUCAUAUCGUUUCAUAGCUAAAUAUUUGAUAUUAAAUGAAAGCCCUGUUUCCCCUGAAUAAAAUGAUAUAUAAUAUGGGUGGGUGCAUUUAAUAUGAAAGAGGUGAUUUUAGGGUUGGACCGACAUGUAGCGCAAAUGCCAGGUUUUGUUUACAUUUUGUUUCGUUCACAACGUGUACAUUUGGCUCAGUCCUUAAGGGGUUAAGCAAAGAGAUGUGACGUGGUUGGAGGGGAUAAUCGGAGAGGUUAAUGAUUUUGUUUAGCGUCAGUCUCUGUCCUCGUCCCUGUCUCUUGUAUGCCCAGCGAUCCCUGUCCCUCAACCUCCCCCUCUGUUUCGCGAGGGGGGUCCUGUCCUAAAAAAGUAUUUAAACCAAUGGAAAUGCUAGUGUCAAAUGGAAUCGGAAUGUCCAAAAAGGAGACUGAUUUAUCAGUGCGUUUUAGGAUACUCCUAUUAGGAGAAUGAUUAGGGGCAGGAUCGCUGUUGCGAUUGCUGUUGGUAUAGCGACUUUGUCGUGAUUUUGUGGAACUGGUAUCUGAGUCUGACCACUCAGUGUCUACAGAUGUAGAUCCUCUAUGACUAUUUAAAUGUCUACGAAAAUUGCGUUUUGUUUUGUUUUUUUACAGAAGAUAUUACUGUCUUUAAAAUCUUUGAAAUCUCUUUGAAAUUUUUUGUUUUACUUUUAGAUUUUGUCUAAAAUGUUCUAUAUUUUUUUUUGUAAUUUUGUUUCCAUAGGCGAAAAGAUAGUAUCGGUUUUCAACUUCUUUAUUUGAGUGAUCUCAUCUUGUAAUUUUUUUUAGUUUAUUCCAAAUGUGUGGUUUCAAGUUUUACUAGUAAAGUCAUUAGUUUUGAGGAACAAUCUAGUAAUAUCGUGUUCCAUUCAUUUAAUUGUUCGUCUGUUUGGAUUUUGUCAGGUAAUAGUAUAUCUGGACGGAUACCUCUAGGUACCAGUUUUUGUUCUAUGUAUUGGUUGAGACUUGUUAAUUCCCAAAAACUUCUAAUGUGUUGCUGGCAUGGUUUUUGUAUUGUAUUAUUUUUGGAUAGUGGUUUGUUGGAAAAAACAUUUUGAAUGUUGUCUGGAUUUAUGGUAGGAUGUAAUAACUUGUCCAAAAGAGCUGUCAUUUAAAUUGGCUUGUGAAGGUUGCUUCCAAAAAAUUAGGUAUUGAAACCUGGUUUUAACUUUGCAGAAUAUAGUGGAAGCUUGAUAUUGACUAAAUCGUUAGGACAGUGAAUUUGGACCAACUGCACACGAGGUUCUUGCCUAGAAACAGUUCCAUGAGUUUAGGUUGUGCGGUCGGUCUAUUUCGACAAAUCACAAAACCGAACUAAUGCACAAACGGAACCCUCUGGCUUCUAGUAGCAAUUGUUCCCCUGGUUCAUGGGAACCAAGCUACUGAAUAGUGCUCUGCUAGCUGUUCUGGAAAAGGAAGCAGGCGUUUGUAUGGUUUGACCGUUGUUCGGGAAGUCGAGUGUCCGAUUUUUAGUUCCAGACACUUGACGACCAAGUCCCGCUGCCUCCUUUCAUGCAAACAAGAUGGGCGCCGUUUUCUCCACACAGGGAGAGCGCUGAAUUGAUGGUUUCCUUUGGUGAUAAUGAGCCAGGGGGAUGGUUGGUGGUUAGGUAGUUUUGAAACUACAGAACAAAUAAACGAAAACUGUGAAAACAUGUGAAAUAUUGUUCAAAAAAGUAUUGGAAAUGCUGAGUUUUCUUACACACCAUAUUUUUUUUACAAUAGUAGAAAGUUAGGUCUUCAGUAGAGUUGAGCGGACACCUGGAUGUUCGGGUUCACCGAGUUCGGCCGAACUUUGGCAAAAAGUUUGAGCUCGAAUUUUCCCCCGUGCCCCAUUAAAGUCAAUGGGGACCUGAACUUUUGGGCACUAAAAAUUCUCUAAAAAAAAAAAAAAAUCCUGGAAAGGGCUAGAGGGCUGCAAACGGAAGUAAAAUGGGGGUAAGAGUAGGACAAGUGCCCUGCAAAUAAAUGUGGAUAAGCAAAUCACUUAAAAUAACAUAAAAUACAUAAAUAAAAAUACAGCUGAGCCAUAGAUGGAAUCUUUGUUUUUAGCUUUGGAAGAACAUAAAUCAAAAUCUAAAGCAUGGCUGUCAGGAGGAUCACCAGAAUUAACCAUGUGAGAGAGGGUUGGAGUGCAUGGUAUUCUUUCUGUUCACACUGAGCUCAACUCCUGAUGCAUGGAGAAAAGGCCUUCACAAGCCUCUGCUAUUGUGUACAAACUUUAUACUAAGUGACCCAUAGGUUGAGAAGGCGGUGACCGUGGCGGUGUAGGUGGAAGCGGUGGUUGUGGAGGAGGUGGUAGCCAACACUGUUUGUGUGUUUUUUUUAUGUUUUUUUUUUAUUGGGGGUAGCCCCCAAAAUAUUGGGACAUAUAAAAAAAGUAAAACAAAGAAUAAGUGCACUUGAGUAUAACAAUGGCUGGGUGAGGCCGGUGUAUAAAUGUCUAUUCUGCAAAAGGUACAGACAAGUCUGGUGGGAUCCAUGCCUGGUUCGCCUGCUGCUCGCACAGUCUCUCCAGCAUGAUACACUGCAGCACAGACAGGCGAGCAGCAGCAGGGUAAGAAUGCCGAAAGCGCGCACAGACGGCCCGCACUUUCUGCUGCAGCAGCUCUGAUAUAUCUGGGUAGUUUUUCAGGAGUUUCUGCACCACCAAAUUCAGCACAUGCGCCAGGCAAGGGAUGUGCAUCAAACCAGCUAGGCCCAGAGCUGCUACGAGAUUUCGCUCAUUAUCGCACACCACCAAUCCGAGCUUGAGGCUCAGUGGCAACAACCACUCAUCGGUCUGUUGUUCCAUGAUCGUCCACAGCUCCUGUGCGGUGUGGGGUAUUUCCCUCCAAACAUAUGAGUUUUAAAACCGCCUGCUGUCUUUUUUUUCCCCCUGACUGUACUGAAGUUGGUGCUGAAGGUGUUACGCUGAACGGAUGAGGUGGUGGUAGAGGAGGAGGAAGCGGAGGAGGAAGCGGAGGAAGAGAAAUGCCCUGCUAUCCUUGGUGGCGGAAGGACAUGCACCAAACUGCUAUCCUUCUCAGGCCCAGCCGCCACUACACUUACCCAGUGUGCAGUUAGGUAGGUAUAGCUGGGAACCACGUACUGUGGGACAGCCACCGCCAUCAGGUUUUUAAAACUGUCCGUUUCCACCAGAUGGAAUGACAGUAUUUCAAAGGCCACAAAUUUUUAAAUGCUGGCAUUCAGGGCCAGCUUUCACGGGUGGGUAGGGGGGAACUUCCUCUUUCUCUCCAGUGUUCGGGAGAUGGACAGCUGAACGCUUCCAUGGGACAGUGUGGAGAUGCUUGGGGAUGGUGGACGUGGUGGCGUUGGGGAUGGUGACUCCAGAUGUGGAUGAAGAGCCCGAGACAGCAGCAGAAGAGGAAGCAGGAGGAGCCUGAGAUCUUUCUUGGUUUUUUAGGUGCUUAUUCCACUGCAGCUCAUGCUUUGCAUGUAGAUGCCUGGUCAUGCAGGUUGUGCUCAGGUUUAGCACGUUUGUCCCUCACUUCAUGCUCUGAUUGCAUAGCGUGCAAACCACUCUUGUCUUGUGGUCAGCACAUUGUCUGAAGAACUGCCACGCCAGGGUUUUCCUUGGAGCUGGCUUUGGUGUGCUCGAUUCCUGGGUGCGGUGGGCAGUAGCAGGCGUACUGUCUACGGGAUGGCCGCUCCGCUUUUGCACUUUGCUCCCUCUUAUGCUGUGCUGGUGCCUCUGUGCGACAACCGCCUCUUCCUCCAAACUGCACACGUCACUCACAUGAGCUUGAUUCUAUGUGGGGGUCUAGGACCUCAUCAUCCUCCACAUCAUCUUCCACCCACUCCUCAACCCUGCCCUCCUUGCCGGUCUGCACACUGCAGAAAUCCACAGUAGUUGGCACCUGUGUUUUCGUCAUCUUCAGACGUGCUGCGGUGUUCCUUGCAUGUCCACAUCCUGAAACAUAAGUGGUUGUGCAUCGGUGCACUCAAUCUCUUCCACUUCUGGGGCAGGGCUAGUUGGAUGGCCCACGGAAACCCUACCAGCAGAGUCAUCAAAAAGCAUAAGAGACCGCUGCAUGAGUUGUGGCUCACACUGCUUGGUUGAUUUGCAAGGGGUUAAGGUGAAAGACAGAUGGCCAUGGGCUGCAGGUGCCAACUCUGAGCUUUCAGCAGGGGACCAGGUGGGAGACAAUGUGAAGGAACUGAAAGCGCGGUCAGCCACCCAAUCUACUAUCGCCUGUACUUGUUCUGGCCUCACCAUUCGGGAAUUCGGGCCUACCAAAUUAUCCUGAAGGUUCUGUCGCGUACUCGCACCUGAGGAAGGCGAUUAACUUGUGCGUGUAGCUGGCACAGAUCGAUCACAUCCUCUCCCUGAAACAAAAGCUCCACCAACACCAGCAGCACCACACCCAGUUUUAUGAUAGAUUAAUUUGCUCAUUAGUGAUCAAUCAUUCUUAAUUAGUUAAUUGGAUUUUAUCACAAUUAUCACACCUAUUCCUUCUAGUGGCUGUCUCAUUGACAGCCACUAGAGGCGCUUGUGUGCUUCUCACUGUGAUUUUCACAGUGAGAGCACGCAAGUGUCCAUAGGAAAGCAUUGUAAAUGCUUUCCUAUGAGACCGGCUGAAUGCGCGCGCAGCUCUUGCCGCGCGUGCGCAUUCAGCCGGCGGGGCGUAACGGAGGAGAGGAGGCAGAGAGCUCUCCGCCCAGCGCUGGAAAAAGGUAAGUUUUUACCCCUUUCCCCCUUCCAGAGCCGGGCGGGAGGGGGUCCCUGAGGGUGGGGGUACCCUCAGGGCACUAUAGUGCCAGGAAAACGUGUAUAUUUUCCUGGCACUAUAGUGGUCCUUUAAGCUGAAGUGGUCUGGGUGCCUAUAGUGGUCUUUUAAGCCAAUUAUCUCCAGCAUAGAGAGGAGGGAUUUCAUUGUGGAUGUAGGAUGGUUAUUAUGUUAAUUAGUGUUCUCAUUGGUUUGUGUCCCUUUUGUCACAGUUUACCACCAGGUCCAGGGGGUGUGCCUCUGGCCUGAAAACUUGUAUAUAAGGAGUAAUAAACGCUCAUUGGAGUCAGAUCAUCUUGUACCUUCAUGAAGUUUCGGCUCAUGUUUGGGGGAUUGGAGAACUACACUCUGGGGAUUGCUAUAAUCACUAUACUCCCCAGGGUAUGAUCACUAAGCUCUGCUAAGAGCUUGUUCCUGCUCUCUGAAAUUCGGAGAGGUUGACCUACUGGAAGCUGGACCCUGGUCUUGGGUCCAGAGUGGGUGGAGAUGGCGAGACCCCAACCAAGCUGUGGCGGUUCGAGGGAGUCUACAGUGGCUAUGGUGUCUGGUGGAGUGCUUGGAGUCCUUGGUAAGCACUAGGAGCAUCCACCAACAGAAGGUACUCAGUUGGGAUGCAAGCGGUUCCGUUACACAUAUGUAGGAAUAGGAACACAGUGGUGUAAGAUGUUCUUGAUAUACGGUAACUGGUAUAUUCAAUGCAGUGUAAACAUAAACUAUCAUAGGGCAAUAUAUACACGUAAAAUAAUUUGGAACACUCACAAUGUUUAGAACCCUUAUGAGUCCUCUCAAAACUGCAGGCAUUUCAUCUGUAUAAUUAUGUAAAUGUGGAAGAACGUGGUUAUCAGCAAAAUUCUGCAUGGUUUUACCUGUAGCAUUGUAAGCUACAUUGAGCAGGGCCCUCAACCCUUCUGUUCCUGUGCGUCCAUUUGUUUAGUUACAGUUAUGUGUCUGUUAGUCCACCCGUUGUAGAGCGCUAUAGAAUUUGCUGGCGCUAUAUAUAUAUAAAUAAUAAUAAUAAUAAUAAUGAAGCAUAGGUCAUGCCAAACUAACUUAAUUGCAUUCUACGAAGAAGUCAUUGGAAGUAUAGAUCAGGGUGUUGCAGUGGAUGUGAUCUAUUUGGUGUUUGAUACAGUUCUACACUAUAGAUUAGUGUUCAAACUCAAAUAAAUUGGUCUAGAUUUAAAUUCUUGUUCUUUGGUUGACAAAUUUAAACCUCUUUAGUUUAGAAAAAUGUUGUCUGAAUUUUUUCUAGUGCCAUAUCUUUAUUUUUUUUUUAUUUUUUUUUUUACAGGUUACAAAUAUAGUACUGCAUAUUCAAGGUGUGUAUAGCAAAGGUAAACCUACACCAAUAUAGAAUAAUGGAUAAGUCCAAGAAAUUACUUAUCCAAUACAAAUGAAAAACAGCUUCCUUCUGAUAAUCUACAGAAAGGUAAAACAAUAUAAUAGUGGAAUACAGUUAAAUUAGAUUGCUGUGCGCUAAAUUCAAUUGCGCUCACUAGAUGGAGACUUGGAAAUUGCCUUAGGGUGCCUCCCGUUGGAUGAUUGGGGGAGUGAUCCAGGGUACACUCUCAGCUUUUGGAUGAUGACACCACAAAAUGGAAAGAUGGACUCUUAAAAAAUGAAAUAAAAUACAAUAAAAAUGUUCCUAUGCGUUUCAUCUCGCAAGAGACUUCGGCAGGGACACUAUAAUAAAAACAAUCCUAAAGCAGGAAGAAAGCGGCAUAUACCUUCCCCACCCCUCCUAAGUCCUUCAUAUAUAUGCCAUCCUUGCAUCUCAUUGGUGGUUCUGUGGGUGUUUCCAACAAUAUUCCGCAGUUUUGACUUGUCAGAAAUCUAAUUUUCCCAUGUAUUCCUUGUUCAAUUUACCUCAUUUCUGUGCGUCACUUCCGGUAGUCGCGUCUGUAUGACGUGUGUUCCAAUCGACGGCCAUCAUGCAUUCUAUGCUUGUAAGUUGUCGCCAGGGUUAUGACUUAUACAAGCUUCUUUCUUUAGUGGACCAUAAGGAAGCCUUAAAGGCUCAAAAGGGACAAGUGUCAGAAAUAAACAGCAGCAUGUAACUGCAUCAGUAACCAAGUCCCAAUUGUUUAAAUAGAGCCCAAAGAUGCCUGGCAGCAUCUCUCUGGAUAAUUUCAGCUGAUUUAUUAGGGGAAUGGGAAUGUUAUUUUUGUUCCAGGUGUUUGUGUUUGGAACAUAUUAAUAUGACCAGAAUUUUUUUCCCCUCACUAUACUGCUAUUAUAAAUCCCCUCUCUUCUGUUUGAUUAGUUUCAAUACCCAGAGAGAACUCACAUGCACAAGCCUUGGCUCUACCUGUCUAUGAAUUGUAAAGAGCUUAAAAUCAUCAUAAAACCAAGACAUGUCAAAGCCCUUAGAGUGGAGAGACAGGAGUGGGGACACUUUGCUAAAAAACACUAUGUACACUUGUAAUAAAUAUACAAACAUAAAUGAACUUGUUGAACUAAAAAUGUAUAUAUAUUACGAGCAAACUGAAUAAAUAUUGUCAGUUUUUCCAAGUAUAGUAAUUACUAUUUCUAUUUCCACUGAUGGGUCAAACCAGGGAUCUACUACAAUUUCAAUAUCACAACCUUAAUGUAGAUAAGUGAGGCUUUAUGGACUAAAUCUCAUCUUGCAAAUUAAGGUAAAAGGGAGUACACCUAAUUUUGCUAGUGAAGGGGAUAAAGCACACAAAAAACUCAAUUUUCUUCAGUCACCAUGACACCCAAUGGUCGUUUUUCUUAUCUAUUGCAAAAAUAUUGUCAUUUUUCUAAGUAUGGCAAACAAUUUAUUGUAACUGAUUUCCUUUAACCCACAGUAUAUUUCUUUCAGGUGUAUUUGCCCAGAGUGGUACUACUGAAAGUGGUGACAAGAACAGAAAUCCAUGAAGCAAGGCUAUGAAGAAAUCUUUUAAUCACAGAACCAAGGAGUCUAACUUUGAAAAAUCAAGCAAAACAGAUUACCAUAUGUUCUCAAAUGAGAUCGUAAACAUGAACCCCAAACCAUUCUCAUGUUCUGAAUGUGGGAAAUGUUUUAGGGAAUACUCCAAACUUCUUACACAUCAGAAAACUCACACAGGAGAGAAGCCCUUCUCAUGUUCUGAAUGCGGGAAAUGUUAUAGCUGUAACUCAACUCUUAUUGCACAUCAGAGAACUCACACAGGAGAGUACCCAUUCUCAUGUUCUGAAUGUGGAAAAUGUUUUAGCUAUAACUAUACUCUUAUUGUACAUCAAAGAACUCACACAGGAGAGAAACCGUUCUUGUGUUCUGAAUGUGGAAAAUGUUUUGUCUGUAAACAACAUCUUAUUAGACAUCAGAGAAUACACACGGGAGAGAAACCAUUCUCAUGUUCUGAAUGUGGAAAAUGUUUUCGCUAUGACUCCACUCUAAUUACACAUCAGAGAAUUCACACAGGAGAGAAACCGUUUUCAUGUUCUGAAUGUGAAAAAUGCUUUGUUAAUAAAGCACAUCUUGUCUGUCAUCAGAGAUCUCACUCAGGAGAGAAACUGUUCUCAUGUUCUGAAUGUGAAAAAUGUUUUGUCACUAAAUCAAAGCUUGUCCAUCAUCAGAGCUCUCACACAGGAGAGAAACCAUUCUCAUGUUCUGAAUGUGAAAAAUGUUUUUGCUAUAAGUCAAAUCUUGUUAAACAUUGGAGAACUCACACAGGAGAGAAACCGUUCUCGUGUUCUGAAUGUGAAAAAUGUUUUGUCGCUAAAUCAGAGCUUGUCCGCCAUCAGAGAUCUCACACAGGAGAGAAACCGUUCUCAUGUUCUGAAUGUGAAAAAUGUUUUGACACUAAAUCAAAGCUUGUCUGUCAUCAGAAAACUCACACAGGAGAGAAACCGUUCUCAUGUUCUGAAUGUGAAAAAUGUUUUGUCACUAAAUCAAAGCUUGUCCAUCAUCAGAGCUCUCACACAGGAGAGAAACUGUUCUCAUGUUCUGAAUGUGAAAAAUGUUUUUGCUAUAAGUCAAAUCUUGUUAAACAUUGGAGAACUCACACAGGAGAGAAACCGUUCUCAUGUUCUGAAUGUGAAAAAUGUUUUGUUACUAAAUCAAAGCUUGUCUGUCAUCAGAGAACUCACACAGGAGAAAAACCGUUCUCAUGUUCUGAAUGUGAAAAAUUUUAUAGGCAUUACACCAGUCUUGUUAAACACCGGAGAACUCACACACGAGAGAAACCGUUCUCGUGUUCUGAAUGUAGAAAAUAUUUUGUUAUGAAAGCAGAUCUGGUCAGUCAUCAGAGAAUACACACAGGAGAGAAACCGUUCUCAUGUUCUGAAUGUGAAAGAUGUUUUAGCUUUAAAUCAAGUCUCGUUAAACAUCGGAGAACUCACAAGAGAGAAACCGUUCUCAUGUUCUGAAUGUGGAAAAUGUUUUGUUAUUGAAGCAAAGCUGGUCUGUCAGAGAACUCACACAGGAGAAAAACCAUUCUCAUGUACAUAUUGUUGAAAAGGUUUUGUCACUAAAGCAGAGCUCUUCAGUCAUCAGAGAACUCACACAAGAGAGAAACCAUUCUCUUGUUCUAAAUGUGGAAAAUGCCUUUUAACUGUCACUCAGCUCUUGUUAUACAACAGCGAACUCACACAGAAAAGAAACCGUUUUCAUUAGUGUUGUUGCGAACGGUUUGUAGCGAACUCCGGUCAGCUGACACAUCCCGGCCAAUCACCAGCAGACCCUCCCUCCCACCUCCUGGACAGCAUCCAUGUUGAAGCUGCCUUCAACAUGGAUGCUGUCCAGGAGGAGGGAGGGUCUGCUGGAGAUUGACAGUUUGCGACAACACUACUCAUGUUCUGAAUGUGGAAAAUGUUUUACUCAACAUUCACAUCUUAUUAUACAUCAGAGAACUCACACAGGUGGUGAGUCUCUAAAAUGUUAUAAUGCAUAGAUGCAUUAACAUAGGAAUAAAAGAUCUUGUGUGAAUUGUCUCUUGCUGACACAAUAAAUAGUAACUGUGAUGGUAGCAGUCAAUGUACAUAUGAUGCUAUCAUCCGGGGUGCCUAACCUGCAAUGCCAACUCUAAAGGCUAGUUCCCCCAACCCAUGUUAAUACAGACUUCAAGCAUAGGUUAUGUUUACUUCUAUUUCUCUAGGGUUUUUCUUAGGGCAUACAAUGCAGCUGAGACUAUAACUAAUAAAUAUACCAAUUUUGUCACAUUAUCAAAUCAGACAUUCAUAAUUUGGAGUCAAAUAAAGAGCCUUCUGAAAAAUAUUUAAUGAGCUUUAAAAUAUCUGUGUUGCAGGAUUUGUUUCUUUGUAAUAUUAUCAUUCUUGUAUUAGUUGCAAAUUACAUGAUUUCAGACUUAUUUCAUACACAGAAACUGAGGCCCUACCUACACAUCUAAUAUUAAUUAUAGUACUUAUGUCCAUUGUAUAUCAAUGGUCAACACAUAUGGUUUUUGUUCAGAUAGAUUGAUAAAGGCCUGCUGUUAUAACCUUCAACCCAGCAUUCCAGGCCAGACUCAAAUAUGUAUUAAGAAGGGCCUCUUUCUGAAUGUAUUCAUUUAAACAUAUAUAGUAAUUCCUAUAACCAUUUUUAUAAUGUUUGGCUCUAACUAUAGAUUGGCAGAAUGGGGAUUAAUUCGCGACCCAUUUUACACUUGUUUUAAAGAAUCAAAUAACCUUAUACUUGUGUACUCAUCCUAAUUAACUGAAUUCUUAGACAUAUAAAAGCUUUCGCAGAUAAAUAUUCACCACCAAUACUUUUGCAUCAAAAAUGGAUGUUAACUUGAAGUGCAUACAAAUUGCUGUAUUGGUCCAGAUGUGUGCCAAGAUAUUUUAUUUUCGGAUGGUGUGUAUUGUUUGAAUAAAAAAAAAAAAUGUUGUACUUUA
Messenger RNA from Pelobates cultripes (western spadefoot toad), 30876 nucleotides. The record is from the annotation of a GenBank genome assembly. NCBI's taxonomy places the organism in Eukaryota, Metazoa, Chordata, Amphibia, Anura, Pelobatidae.